Messenger RNA from Oncorhynchus kisutch (coho salmon), 1005 nucleotides. Its product is annotated as stonustoxin subunit beta-like. Lineage: Eukaryota; Metazoa; Chordata; Actinopteri; Salmoniformes; Salmonidae. The annotation marks the transcript as partial. The record is from RefSeq and is a predicted model, not a curated record. Gene Ontology annotation, molecular function: protein binding. The transcript has 4 exons.
GAGGAAGGCUGUGCUUCUCUGGUCUCAGCUCUGGAGUCAAACCCCUCACACCUGAGAGAGCUGGACCUGAGUAACAAUGACCUGAAGGAUUCAGGAGUGGAGCUGCUCUCUGCUGGACUGGGGAAUCCCCACUGCAAACUGGAGACUCUGAGGCUGUCAGGCUGUCUAGUCACAGAGGAAGGCUGUGCUUCUCUGGUCUCAGCUCUGAGGUCAAACCCCUCACACCUGAGAGAGCUGGACCUGAGCUACAAUCACCCAGGAGACUCAGGAGUCAGACUGCUCUCUGCUGGACUGGAGGAUCCACACUGCAGACUGGAGAAACUCAAUGUGGAACAUGGUGGAGAGAACAGAAUGAAACCUGGGCUUAGAAAAUAUGUCUGUGAUCUCACACUGGACCUAAACACAGUAAACAGACACCUCUCUCUGUCUGAGGAGAACAGAAAGGUGACAUGUAGGAGAGAGGAGCAGCCGUAUCCUGAUCACCCAGAGAGAUUUGAGUACUGGGGACAGGUGCUGUGUAGAGAGGGUCUGACUGGGCGCUGUUACUGGGAGGUAGAGUGGAGUGGGAGAAUGGGGGCAGAUAUAGGAGUGACAUAUAAAGGAAUCAGCAGGAGAGGAGGGGGUCUUGACUGUUGGCUUGGAGACAAUGACAAGUCCUGGAGUCUGUUCUGCUCUGACAACAGUUACACUGCCAGGCACAAUAAUAAUGUCACUACCAUAGAUGUCCCCUCCUCCAGCUCCCACAGAGUAGGAGUGUAUCUGGACUGGCCAGCCGGCACUCUGUCCUUCUAUAGAGCCUCCUCUGACACACUGACCCACCUGAUCACAUUCACCUCCACAUUCACUGAGCCCCUCUAUCCAGGGUUUGGGGUUUGGGGUGAAUCAGUGUCCCUCUGUCAGUGAUACACACACUCUGGACACACUCUCACACACACACACAGGACACACACACACAUAGGACACACACACACACUCUGGACACACUCUCACACACACACACACACA